CUAACACUCAAAAGUUCUACUAAUAUUAACUACACCUAAAAAACGUUGAAUUUGCUUUUGUAACAACAAUUUUCAUGGUAGGUAUUAACUCAAGAAUGAAUGGUAAUUAUGAACAUUAACAACUAUUCUGUCCAUAUUUUCUCAUAAGUCAUAGCUCUCAUAAGGAAUUGGCAUUCUUCUUGAGAAUACUGAAGCAAAAAUUGGUCUCAAAAUCCAGAUGAAAAAGAUCUGGACGAGAGCUUGACAAUUGCGAGAAAUCAAAUUUGAGGCAAAGGAGGAGAGAUCACAAAAUGAUAAAAUCAGAGCGGAUAUUUAGCAGCGAUGUGUUCUCCUCACGACGUUAAUUCUUGAGGCAUCGUCGUGCUCAUUUUGUAUUUUGACGGUCGUUUGCGCAGUAGAGGCCGGAGAUAUCCAGUUCCUACACCACAAAAGAACUAAUUGCAGCUACCAGAAUGCAUCUUCAGCACAGCUCAGGGAGGUGAUUAUCCUGACAAUCCGCUUUCACACCAGCAUGGAUCUGAAAAUAUAUCACCUUUUGAGGUAUCUGGUGCCUCUCCUGUGUAUGAUCAGUCAAAGCCGGAGGUACCUGCAGGCUCACUAUUGCCACUUCUGCAGACGCCCAGUGAUUAUAGCUUGGGUUUUGUGCCACCCAUGCUAGGGCCCCAACUUGUACGUAUUGAGGGACCAGAACAGCAAGUGUGUCAUUGUGGCCCUAAAACAUCUCUACUCUCCAUAUUUCAUUCUAAAGGUGGGAAUUCUCAAGCUCCUUCAAUGUCGUGCUCUAAUUCAUCUGUGGCUCAACCCAUAGGCCUUGCGCAGAGUUCUGUCACCGUGCCUCCGCACUUGUUUCCUUUAGUCCGGCAACCAUUUCCUCCUAAUUAUAUUCCGUAUAACCCUUACAUUCCCCAUCUUUACAUGCCACAGAGUGCUCACCAGUUUCUGGGCCCGAGUAGCUUCCCUCAGCAACCUUCUGCUGCCAACUUUUAUAUGUCACCAUCAGUUACUGCUGCUGGUGUCAAACUACCUCUUCCGUCUCUGUACAAACCAGCAGCUAUUGCUGGAAACUUAAACCACUUCGGCGUUCCUACUAGCUACAGUUCAUAUGGGUCCUCAACUGUCUCAUACAGUGCAACUACAGCUCCUGUUUGUUCAGCUAGCAAUGAUGAUCUCAGUGCAUCUGAGCUGAAAGAAAAGAAUGUUUACUCCAUGCAAAAACAGAAUGAAGAUUCCCAUUUCAGGACCUCGGCAACUGGACAUGAUCUAUCAAUGCUGCAGGCUAAUCACUUUUAUAACUUCCCUCAGGACCAGCAAGUUGGUUUUGCACCAGCACAUUCUGCUAAUAGUUCUUUUCCUGGAAUUAAUCCAUCUCAGACAAUAGCUGUACCAUCAAAUGUUCAGCCCCUGGUCCAGCAACCUCAAACUGUUACCAGAUCAGUUGAAUCUGACCUUCCUACAUCUGGUGCUUGUCAACAACCCCAAGCAAAUAUUCAUAGGAACAACAAAUUGUUGAACAGAGAAAACCUCGAAGAAUAAAGACCAUAACUACACUUUCUGUUUGCAUCACUCAAGUUUGCAAUAUAGACAUCACUGAUAGAUCAAAGCCAUCCUCUUCCAAGUGUAUAUAAGAUGUGGCUGGAAACUAGGCACUCUCAGUGAGAUCACGUUGGAACGUAGAAUUUUUAACCUUUGGAGCUAAAACAGGGUUUCUUGCUUUUGAUAGUUAGCAGUUAGCUUUCCUCAAUUCCCUAAUCUUCUUGAGACUGACCGAGGUUUUUUGAAAUAUGAGUGGAGCAGGUGAAAUAUCUUAAUUGUUUCCAUUGCCCCUUCUAGCUUGUAUAUCAAAUUUUGACUAGACAGAUACUAUUACAUCUUGAAACGCUUGACAUUUGCGCCUCUGUAACUAUAAAGAUAGCACAUAUCCGCUAUUCCCCUUUCUCCUCUCUCCAAUUUACUCGUGGUGGCAUUUGAUCCU
Messenger RNA from Nicotiana attenuata, 1972 nucleotides. RefSeq names its product GBF-interacting protein 1-like. The coding region runs from base 652 to 1533 and encodes 293 amino acids. The transcript is spliced from 5 exons. The record is from RefSeq and is a predicted model, not a curated record. Lineage: Eukaryota; Viridiplantae; Streptophyta; Magnoliopsida; Solanales; Solanaceae.